Venustampulla echinocandica is the source of this 1143-nucleotide messenger RNA. RefSeq lists its product as uncharacterized. The transcript has a single exon. Lineage: Eukaryota; Fungi; Ascomycota; Leotiomycetes; Helotiales; Pleuroascaceae. The record is from RefSeq and is a predicted model, not a curated record. Bases 1 to 1143 code for a protein of 380 amino acids.
AUGGCGCCCUCACUCAGGACGAUGCACGUCCCUGUGCUUCUUAGUCUCAGUCUCAAUGCCUUCGCAGCCAGCAUACCGCGCCAAGUAAUACCGUGUACAUUCUCCAUUACUGCAUCCGGCCCCCCAGAUGGCAUUGUUAAGCAGGAUGGUAUAGGUGGACUCAUACUCAGCGACAAUGAUCCUCAGUUCCACUACCUCCUAGGAAAUGGUACUCUGACAGACGAGCGGAACCAUACCUGCCUCAUUGAACCAUCCAGUUCCCAAUUCCUCUGCGCCAGCCAAGGUACAGCCGAGAAUACCAAAUUCGAGUUCUCCGAUGGCCUGAUGGAGAUUCUGCACGACGGUAGCAACAAGUGGUUGGCGUGUCCGGGCACAGGACCGGAUAGUGACGGUACCUUGAUUUACAGUGAUGCAAAGGCGAAUACUACUGAUUGCAAACCGAUCACACUGCGUGCUGGAGGAUUUGGCUGUGCGGCGCUUGGUCGACCAGACCCUACAACAGCAGCAGCAUCAGCAUCAGCAACAUCAUCGGAGUCAUCGCGUCCAACAGACCUCCUUAUAACACCCACGGGUGCGGUCUCGGAGCCAGCUCCAACCACCAUCCCAUCUCACUCCAUCCCAACCUGUCCCAAAGGAAUCUCUGGCGAGUUCCAAUUUCCACAUCUCAUAGUCCCAACUUCAUCCAACAACCCUGAUUUCGCCUAUGGGAAUUCAUAUUCAGCCUACAUCUCCUCAGUCAACACCACCAUCUUCAACUUCGACAUCCCCGCCGAAGAGCAUUACAAAGGCACCUGCGCGCUCCUAUUCCUCUUCCCAUACGCCUCGGAGAUGGACCCCUCAGCUGGGACAUAUCACUUCUCAGGAACCGAGGCCGAGCUGGGCCAGAACGGCGGUCUCGAAUUCGCGUUCCUUACUGAUGUGGCAACAGCAGCUACAACAUAUAGAUCCACCCCUCCAAUCUUGACCGAUUUUGGCAAGACCCAGAUAAUUCCAGGGCAUGACUACACUGUUGGGACGUUCCCAUGUCACAGCGGCAAGGCAAUCUCGAUUUCGGUGGCGAGUAAGGGGAAUGUCGAGUUGGAUUAUUUCCAGAAUAGUGCGCCCAGUCCGAUUGGAUUGUAUGUUGUGCCUUGUUCUUCUUAA